AUGAGAAGCUCCGGAAACGUUGUUUCUCGAUGCCCUUGGCUUCGUAGCUUAAACCAGAGGCCCAGGGGAAAUGGAACCUCUUUGGUUUUGGCUCAAUCUUCUCCGGUUAACUCUGGGGCUGGGGCUGGGGCUGAUGCAGAGAUAAACAAAGCUCUUGCUUUGACAGUUCCACCGAUUAUGCCAGGCUACACCAAAGAAAUGCGUAAUGCAGAUCUUCUAUAUGUCUCACAUUCGGAUCCAACGGAGAGACAAGCACGCAUCCUAAGGGUACAACAAUCCAUCAAAGAGAAAUCUGGUUAA
Molecule: messenger RNA, 300 nt
Organism: Arabis nemorensis
Lineage: Eukaryota; Viridiplantae; Streptophyta; Magnoliopsida; Brassicales; Brassicaceae
Source: the annotation of a GenBank genome assembly